AUGGCCAAUACAGGAUCUUUCAUUUCUCAUGCUCUUCUUAUGAACAGGACUUCUACAACAAAUGUGUCUCGGAGGCUGUGGUCCAAGGCCAUUUUUGCUGGCUAUAAAUGGUGUCUCCGGAACCAGAGGGAACACACAGCUCUUUUUAAAAUUGAAGGUGUUUAUGCCAGAGAUGAAACUGAAUUCUAUCUAGGAAAGAGAUGUGCUUAUGUGUACAAAGCAAAGAACACAGUGACUCCUGGUGGUAAACCAAACAAAACCAGAAUCAUCUGGGGAAAGGUAACUCGUGCACAUGGAAACAGUGUGGUUCAUGCUACAUUCUGAAGCAACCUUCCUGCUAAGGCCAUUGGACACAGAACCCAUGUUACGCUGUACCCCUCGAGGACUUAA
Phyllostomus hastatus (greater spear-nosed bat) is the source of this 390-nucleotide messenger RNA. Its product is annotated as 60S ribosomal protein L35a-like. Gene Ontology annotation, biological process: cytoplasmic translation; ribosomal large subunit biogenesis. Lineage: Eukaryota; Metazoa; Chordata; Mammalia; Chiroptera; Phyllostomidae. Gene Ontology annotation, molecular function: structural constituent of ribosome. The record is from RefSeq and is a predicted model, not a curated record. Gene Ontology annotation, cellular component: cytosolic large ribosomal subunit; ribosome.